Mytilus californianus (California mussel) is the source of this 3424-nucleotide messenger RNA. RefSeq names its product cytochrome c oxidase assembly protein COX15 homolog. The coding region runs from base 106 to 1386 and encodes 426 amino acids. Gene Ontology annotation, biological process: heme A biosynthetic process. Gene Ontology annotation, molecular function: oxidoreductase activity, acting on NAD(P)H, heme protein as acceptor. The record is from RefSeq and is a predicted model, not a curated record. NCBI's taxonomy places the organism in Eukaryota, Metazoa, Mollusca, Bivalvia, Mytilida, Mytilidae. The transcript has 10 exons. Gene Ontology annotation, cellular component: mitochondrial inner membrane.
GGAUAAAAGAUAUGAUGCGCUAAAUUGACAUCGAUUAUAAAUAAAUCCUAACUUGCAUAAGACAAAAUAUACAGUUAUAUAAACUGUCUGCAGUCUUAAGCGAAAAUGAUGAAUAGUUGCCUCCAAAAAAACUUGAUAAAAGGUUUUGUUCAUGGUAAAAGUCAUUCGACAAUACUACAACUUUGUACCAGACAGUUAAGAACAUGCAGAAAUCCAUAUCAAAUACUGAACAAAGGAAAAAAGUUGACAUCUAAAUUUAGUAUACCAAUAUCAAGAAUUUUACAACCAUUAAGACAAACCACCACAGUAGCUAUACAAAACCCAGAAAUUCCAUUACGUGCCCAAAAGAUAGUUGGAGGAUGGUUGAUAGGCUGUGCUGGCAUGUGUUUUGGUGCUGUUAUAUUGGGUGGUGUAACACGAUUAACAGAAUCUGGGUUAUCAAUGGUUGAUUGGCGCCUGUUAAAAGACAUGAAACCACCACAAAAUCUGAAAGAAUGGGAGGAAGAAUUUGAAAAAUAUAAACAGUUUCCAGAAUAUAAAUAUGUAAAUGCACAGCAUGAAAUGACCUUAUCAGAUUUUAAGUUCAUUUUUUACAUGGAAUAUGGCCAUAGAAUGUGGGGACGGUUAAUAGGAAUGGCAUUUCUUUUACCUGGUGCAUAUUUUCUAAAGAAGGGAUGGAUUUCAAAAGGAAUGAAGCCACGUAUGAUAGCAUUAACAGCACUGCUUGGAUUUCAGGGAUUUCUUGGAUGGUACAUGGUGAAAAGUGGUUUAGAAGAAAAGCAAAAAGAAACAGAUAUUCCAAGAGUUAGCCAAUAUAGAUUAGCAUCUCAUCUUGGUUCUGCGUUUAUUUUAUAUACAUUAUUUCUGUGGUCUGGAUUAACUCAUAUUCUUCCUUAUAAUAAAAUUGAGUUUACUAAGGAGAUGAGACGAAUUAAAGGAAUGGCUCAUGGAAUGAAAGCUUUGAUAUUUAUAACAGCUAUUUCAGGAGCCUUUGUAGCUGGGUUAGAUGCUGGUUUAACAUACAAUUCAUGGCCUAAAAUGGCAGACAGAUGGAUUCCAACUGAUAUGUGGACAAUUGAUCCAAAAUGGAAAAAUAUUUUUGAGAAUCCAACCUUUGUGCAAUUCAACCACAGACACCUGGCAGAGAGUACCGUGCUGUUGAUAGCUGGAUUUUGGUGGAUGUGUCGGAAAGCUCCCCUUCCACCCAGAGCAAGAAUGGCAGUCAAUGCAUUACUUGCAAUGAGUAUUAUACAGGUAUCUUUGGGAAUAACAACAUUAUUAACAUAUGUACCUACACCAGUGGCUGCUACACAUCAAUCUGGAUCACUGGUCCUACUGAGUAUCGCUGUGUGGUUGACACAUGAAUUACGGAGAUUACCAAAGUAAUUUAGGGUACGAAGAAGUCAGAUCUCAAGAAUUGGAAGGAAAAAACCAGCUGAGAAUCUCCCCAAGUGAACAUUCUAUAUGUGAAUGAAAGAUAAUAAGGAAACAUAAAUGUAGGCUUUGCUUUUAUAAUAUUGUGCAGAAAGUUUGUCAAAAAAAGCUUAAUUGAGAAAAAACUUCAUACAACACUUCUCUGAGUUAAUGUGUAUAGGUUAUCCUUGAUAGUACAGCCUGGAAUAGUUUUCUGAUUUUGAUUUCAUUGUUAUAUUUUUUUAUACUUAUAUUUAUUGUUGUUUUGCACAUAUUUAUUUUAAUUUUCUGAGCUUACCAGACCAAAUUGGACCAAAUUGACAAUGAUUGACCUAAAUCAAAAUAUAGAUCCCCAAGCUUUAGGCCACCAUAAUAGAAAAGAAAGGAUGUACGCUUUUACACCCAACUUAACGAUAAUUUUCUUUGCUUACAAGUGCUAUUUUGUUCUAAAGUGGACACCUUUGAUAUCUGAAUUGUAUCAUAUUAAAGUUUGUUUGUUAAAUGAAAGUUUAAUUACAAAUGUAUUAGCAUCUGUGAUAUCUCUUUAUAUCUUAUGCUAUAUAGCCCUUUCCCUGACCUUAAUUAUCAGCAUUUCAGAUGCUUAAUGGAAGGAGAGAAUUGGGUGUUAAUUUUCACUUACAGGGUGAAACAACUCAUUUCAGAAGAUUGAUGUAUAUUUGUUUCAAGGAUGAUGAUGGCAUGACAUUUCUUUUGAGACCAAAGUCAACCACAAUACUAUGUUUUUAUGCCUCACCUAGGGGCAUUAUGUUUUUCGGUCUGUGCGUCUGUUCAUCCGUCCGUCUGUCUGUCCCGCUUCAGGUUAAAGUUUUUGGUCAAAGUAGUUUUUGAUGAAGUUGAAGUCCAAUCAACUUGAAACUUAGUACACAUGUUCCCUAUAAUAUGAUCUUUCUAAUUUUAAUGCCAAAUUAGAGUUUUGACCCAAAUUUCACGGACCACUGAACAUAGAAAAUGAUAGUGCAAGUGGGGCAUCCGUGUACUAUGGACACAUUCUUGUUAAAAAAAUGUAGUUGUUGCAAUAAAAAGCAUCUCUUCGCCAUCAUUUGUAUGAUACAUAUAAUCAUUGUUCAGAAUGCUGAUAGUUAUGAAGUUUAAACUUUAAAAUGAACUCGUCUAUCUUUUUUGGAAGAUUUGCUAUGUGUAUUAAGUAUUAGUAUUUUUUUUGACAUUUUUAAAAAAUGUGAAAAAAUCUGAUGCAAACUGUAUUCAGAAUGUUCAAUUGGUGGCACAUGUUAUUAUAUACUGUAAAUUCAGAAAUCAUUGAAAGGUUUUUAUUAAUGAAAAAAAGGCGACCUGGGUGAGUCUCGCAAUGAUAAAACUCACAUUAUGAUAUCUGAUACAUAUAUCUGUAUGAAUGAUUUUUCUGAUAUACAUUCAUUAAUCUCAUAAUUUUGUUCAAUCUUCAAAUAGUGCAAUAAUAAGUGCAUGCACUAAUUUCUGAAUUUACUAUACUGAUAUUUUAUAUAGGAUAAAUAAUGUAACUUUAUAGAGUUUUGAUUUAGGUGUGUGGAUUCAUAAAAUUUGUAGCUUUUAUGCACUUUUAUGCCAAGUAAUUCAUUGAAGUAAUUCCAUUCUUACUAAAUGUACAUUUAAUUUUAUACAAAACUGUUUUUUAUGAAGACGUGCUUUAUUAGUAGUUUGCUAUUUUAGAAUAAUUAGUGAAUGAGAAGCAAAUGCAAUAUUUUCUCUAACUAACAACUAUGUUUUUACUUUUAGUAUGAAUUUCAUAUUUUAAGUUCUAAAACCAUAUUACCUAACAAAUACCAUGUCAGUUUAUUUGUUAUGUGUAAAAUCUAAAAUCAUAAAUUAAAUAUCUAUUCAAUAAUUUUUUUCACAAAAUAUUAAAAUUGAAAUCCACAAAGUGACAGAAUUUUCACAGUAAGAAGAUAUUACUACCCAUUAUAUUGCAUUGUUUAAAGGAAGUUGGUAAAAACAAGUUCUGUGAAACUUAAAUGAAAGUAAUUUAUUUUGAAAUAAACAAGUUGGAUUAAUA